AUGACAUCAAGUUAAAAGUAUAAGGGAAAUCCCAGCCAAAGUUUCUAUUUUACACGGAGAAAUUUACUUUAAGCAUAUAUGUAAUAAUUACAAGACUAUACGGUAUUUCAACGUAUCAAUGGAAACAAUUGCAUGUAUAGAUUUGACAUGAUCCAAUCCAGCGAAAUGAGUACGUCUCAAACAAAAACAGCUUUCUAUGGAAAAAGGAAACACAAAAAGAGUAUUACAUGUGCCGGAUCACCUGAACCACCAGUCAAAAAAUGUGAAACACCAAGAAGUGCCCGCUCCAACAGCGAUGACAGUGCUUAUUUCUCUUACGUGGAGUUUUUAAGGGGAGAUGAUGUGUCUGAUAUGGAAACACCAGUAUGUGCAGACUUGCUUGAUUCCAUGUCUCAACAUAAACAUCAGGAUAUAAGUACGGAUUCUCUUCGUAUCCAUUACAAGUAUCUGAAAUCAGAAAUAGAUCCACAUGAGGUUGAAGACCACCUGUACCAAAGAGAUGCAAUCGAUAGUCAGUUUUAUGAAACAUGCAGGGAGACUCCAAACAGAAGCCGUCGAGUUGAUAUGCUGAUAAAGAAAGUGCAUUAUGUCGCCCUGUCGAAAGAUUCAAAGAUUUUAAGACAAUUUGUAGAUUCACUACAUGCGACAGACCAAUGUCAUGUUGUUGAGAAAUUAGCUGAAAUGUUUCCAGAAACCAGCUUUGAAAACGAUCCGCCAGAGGAACAACUGACAGGAUUUUUAAAAGAGAUGAAGAGCUCUAUUUACGAAAAUGUGGAACCCAAAUACUUUAUAGAUGACUUGGUAGAAAACGGAGCUAUUUCGUUUAAUGACCACGAAGAUAUUUCAGCAAUUGCGUGCAGAAGAGACAGAGUAGCAUGCUAUAUGAACAAAGUAAAUCAUGCCCGCAAGUCUGGAGGCGAUCGUUCUCUAAUGAGGAAGAUAAUCCAACCAAUGAUUCAUGCCUAUCCAAAGCUAUAUGAAGAAUACACAUGCAGACAUAAAGAGGAAAGCAUUGAAGUACCGCAGGUAAAAGUAGGCUCUUUAGUCCGCGUAAGAUGUCACAUCAAAGGAAACAAGCAGCAGGCUCUUCUUCGACAUAUAGAACGGAACUGCGUAAAAACGUUUUAUGAAAAUGCUCCUAACUAUGAAGAAUGGUUGGAAAAUAUAGUAGAGGAAUGUAGAUGCAGUUUUGAGAAAUUGACAAUUUCGUCAGUUGUUAUCCACCUCAGAACUACACAAGGAGAUUCUCUCUAUCGGGUUUUCAAAGCCUGUAAAGAAGGUAAAGCUUUACAGUGGCUAUUGUCACUACUGGAUGAGCAUGAUAUGACAGAACUGAAAAGGUUAGGUCCGACUAAGCUUCAAAUAAAGAUAGUGGCUGAUGAAAACGGAAAUGGGGACAAUUUACAUCAAGGCCAAGACUGUCUUUGCGUAAUUAACAGAAACAGCAUACUCAAGAACUAUAAGUUGUUUCCAAAACACGUACAUGACAUAGAUAAACUAAUAGAGCUGAUGUGCGAACAGAAUUUGCCCGGGAAGGAGCAGCUGGUGACUUUAAACCAGUUCAAAGCAGAGAAACGAAACCAAAAGCUCUUCGAUUUUCUCCUUCAGAAGGAAAUUCCACAAAUAUAUUUUUGUGUCCUACAAAAACACAUACAGAAGUCUGGGAAUUCUGCUUUUCUUCAAGAAGUUUCACAAGAUGAUAUCGAAGAUACAAUGUCAUUGAGCAUUUCUGAUAUUUUGGAACAUGAAGAUUAUAUAAAGGAAGAAAUUGACAUUAGGUAUUUUACUCCAACAAUUUUCUCAAGAGAGACUAAGACUUCAAAUCAGCUGCAAAGAGAGCUACAAAUGUGCAAAUCAAGAAGAUGUCGAAUCGAUUUGCUUCUACGUUAUCUACAAGAAGAGGAUGAUAUAUCCUGGUUUUGGGAUCAGUUGAAAGUCUCACAGAAAUAUAUAUGGAAUGCAAUUUUGUCCAGCAAGAAAAGCAAAUAUUUAUCUGAGAGAGAUCUGCUUGCUUUUAACAUACUACUGAACGACCGCAUCGUGGACGAAAUCGACCCACUUCAUUUGAAAACUUGGAUGAAUGACCUGACGAUCCAGAAACUACACUUUUCUGAUUUUGAAAGAGUAUCAAGUCGAAGAACAAGAGCACAGUGCAUGAUGAACAGGCUUUCUGUGGAUACUGUGGGUCUAGUUAUCAUGGCUUUGAGGCGGAGCGGUUAUGAACAUGUAGUCGAAGAGAUUAAAGCUGGUUCCUUAUCAAAUAGAUAUGAAUGUCCUAGGUUGUUGCAAAGAAUGCAAGAAAAUAAGUGUGUAUUCCACUAUCAAUUUGAAAUGAAUUUUGAUCUGCCAGAGUACGACUGCAAGUAUUACUAUACCAAUCUAAUCUAAGCUGAGCAUAAGGUGACCAGCAUCUACCAGUGUCAGUUUUAGUAUUUGUUUGUGUUUUUCAUAGCAAAAUGACAAAGAUUCACACCAAAUGCAUCAAACCAAAACAAGUAUUACUGCUUGUAAGGUCAAAGUAUAACUAGCAGUUUUC
Messenger RNA from Mercenaria mercenaria, 2536 nucleotides. RefSeq lists its product as uncharacterized. The record is from RefSeq and is a predicted model, not a curated record. The transcript is spliced from 12 exons. Lineage: Eukaryota; Metazoa; Mollusca; Bivalvia; Venerida; Veneridae. Gene Ontology annotation, biological process: regulation of apoptotic process. The coding region runs from base 133 to 2388 and encodes 751 amino acids.